AUGUACCACACCAUCACCACUGUCCUAGGAAUUAUACUCCUCUCCCUCACAAACAUUGUCCAUGCAAACGUGGAAAAAACCAUCUUCAUCGCCCCACCAGCAGCCACACUACCGUCAGAAGAGCCAGAUCUAGAUGACCUCGGUCUAGAACGGCUUUCGCCAGGGAACCAUGUCGUGCGAACACGACUCAAUGCUUCAUUUCCUAGUACCGAAGCUCCAGAGGGUGUGGACUCGUGGUUCUUUCUUGAGAAUCUAAAACCUGGGCAGCGGUAUGAGGCGCGAGUUUGUUGGUUAGCUACGCAACCGACAUCAUUCAUACUGACAACUCAUUCCCUCACUGCAAUCAUCGAGGACAAAUCCCUCUUCUCAUCACUAAGCAUCUUUUCCACUGCCCGCCUCGCAGCGCUGGACACGGAUCUCCAGGCAAACGCCAUUCCGCGUCGUGCGUCUGGCCGUACCGGCAGUGAUCCCUCGCCAGCUGCAGCUUUAACAACAGACUCGGUGCUAUUUUUGCGGAUCCAAGCUGCGGCAGACUAUUUCAGUCAUGAUGAGUCGUUGAUGAAGACUGUACCGCCUGUUUCUGUGGAUCUCAUUCUGGAUCCGUUUUUGUGGAAUGUUUUUCCUAGGUCGCUUGUUCGAACUGCGGCUUGGAUUGUCGUCGUUGCUGUUGUGGCUGGGUUUGUGGCGAAGUGGGUCGGCGAGGAGAUUGGGAGGGUUCUUGAGGGGGUGAGGGUCGAGAGGGAAAAGGGUGAGGAAGAGGAGGAAAAGAAGGACCAGUAA
This is a messenger RNA of Penicillium longicatenatum, 780 nucleotides long. RefSeq lists its product as uncharacterized. Gene Ontology annotation, biological process: GPI anchor biosynthetic process. Gene Ontology annotation, molecular function: mannosyltransferase activity. The transcript is spliced from 2 exons. The coding region runs from base 1 to 780 and encodes 259 amino acids. Gene Ontology annotation, cellular component: endoplasmic reticulum membrane; mannosyltransferase complex. The record is from RefSeq and is a predicted model, not a curated record. NCBI's taxonomy places the organism in Eukaryota, Fungi, Ascomycota, Eurotiomycetes, Eurotiales, Aspergillaceae.